AUGGCCUUGGACCUGCACUUGGCCAUCUGCCACCCACCUGUUACCCAGUGCCUAUGUCUCAGAGGUUUUGGCCAUUUGCUAGCUGCUUCAUGUUGGCUCUCUGGCUUCCUGUGGUUCCUGACACCCGUCGCUUUGAUCUCCCAGCUCUGCUUCUGCGGCCCCAACGUUCUCGACCAUUUCCUCUGCGACCCAGGCCCUCUGCUGUCCUUGUCCUGCACGCCGGCACCUCGCACAGAAACGACCUUCUACAGCCUGAGCUCGAUUGCCAUUUUCGGAACGUUCCUCUUCAUCGUGUGCUCCUACACUGCAGUUCUGCUGGCCGUAGCAAAGGUGCCUUCUGCUGCCGGGAGGCAAAAAGCCUUCUCCACUUGCAGCUCACACUUGGCCGUGGUGAGCCUUUUCUACGGGUCCAUCAUGGCCACCUACGUAGUCCCUGAAGCUUCGGGAAGCAGCAGCAAGGUGGUGACCUGCAUCUAUGCCCUGAUGACCCCUUUGCUCAACCCACUUAUCUAUAGCUUGAGGAACAAAGAGAUGAAAGGCGCCUUGAGAAAGACUUUGUGGGGGAAACAGAGGCUCUGA
Messenger RNA from Sphaerodactylus townsendi, 579 nucleotides. Its product is annotated as olfactory receptor 11H12-like. Gene Ontology annotation, cellular component: membrane. Gene Ontology annotation, molecular function: olfactory receptor activity. Gene Ontology annotation, biological process: G protein-coupled receptor signaling pathway. The transcript has a single exon. The coding region runs from base 1 to 579 and encodes 192 amino acids. The record is from RefSeq and is a predicted model, not a curated record. NCBI's taxonomy places the organism in Eukaryota, Metazoa, Chordata, Lepidosauria, Squamata, Sphaerodactylidae.